AUGGGAGGCGAGGUCCUCGCACCAGGAACCGAGAUUGAAAUCCAUAGCCCUCGGCCAGUUAAUCCUCAGUGUGCCCGCAGCGCUGUCAUCGUCACCCAGGAUGGCCGGAAUCUUUUUGUCCCCGUCACUGUUGACCAAGAAGGCACCACCAUUAGAAUUUGCACUGAUGAUCUGGGCCAUGGCAGCAUUUACAAGUUGAUGAGUGUGAAUCGGGUAUUUCUUGACGACCGCACUGGGCUCAACGACCUGGUCAACUCGGAAGCGAUAGGUCGCGCAGCUCCGGCUCAAGCCCUUGGAUACACGGGACUGGGGGUCCGUGUUGCCGUCUUUGAAGCUGGACCUUCCGAUCUCACCUACCUUGCGUUCGACGGCAGAUAUACCGAAAGCCCUGAAGGGAAUGACCACGCACGCCUGACUAGCGCUAUUAUCAAAAACGUCGAGCCUGGGAAGCCGCACGGCUACGCCCCGAACUGCUCCCUUUAUUCCGCUAACAGUUAUGACAAUGCCGUAUUGCGAUGGGCGGACCGCAAGCUUCCCGAGCUGGCUGCCAAUGGCACGGGGGUUACUGCCGUGGGACUGACCAUGUCUGGCACUAGCUUCUCGGCCUCGGCCGUGGCAGGAACAGCUGCUCUACUCCAGCGCGUCAACUUGACGCUGAAGUCCUGGCCCGAGGGCUGCAAAGCUAUCCUCCUGGCCAGCGCCGGUCCCACCGUCAGCGGCGACACUUGGGCGGAAGACAAUCUCCGGGGCAUCGAUCAGUCAGAUGGGUCUGGUGCUCUGAAUGCCGAGAUAGGCGUGUUGAUUGCUCAGCACCGCCAAUGGCGCGAUCUGCCACCUGCUCCUCGCGGCUGGGACGUUGGUUCCCUGAAGGAUAACGAUUUCGCUAGCCAGUCCAUGUCCAAGUUCUUCUACAAGGUGGCGGUCCCCGACCCCGACCCUGCCAUUGCCAGAAACAUUUAUACAGUCAAGGUAGCCUUAGCGUGGGAUGCCAAAUUCCCAUCCAACGUCACCAGAGUGCAGAGUCCAACCAUAACCUUCCUCCUCGCUAUCUACAAGAGUAAUGGUGGCCGUCCGGGCACCCAGAAUGUGAAGCCUGUCGCUCAUAUUAUAGCAAAGCCCCAGCCAGGGACCAGUGAAUACUGUUUUGCUCUGUUUACUGAUGUGGGUAACAUUGAGCCAUUGUUCGCAAUAGCUCUGUGUUAG
Messenger RNA from Aspergillus fischeri NRRL 181, 1203 nucleotides. RefSeq lists its product as uncharacterized. The coding region runs from base 1 to 1203 and encodes 400 amino acids. The transcript has 4 exons. Lineage: Eukaryota; Fungi; Ascomycota; Eurotiomycetes; Eurotiales; Aspergillaceae. Gene Ontology annotation, biological process: proteolysis. The record is from RefSeq and is a predicted model, not a curated record. Gene Ontology annotation, molecular function: serine-type endopeptidase activity.